This is a messenger RNA of Patiria miniata (bat star), 1917 nucleotides long. RefSeq names its product UDP-N-acetylglucosamine transferase subunit ALG14 homolog. Gene Ontology annotation, biological process: dolichol-linked oligosaccharide biosynthetic process. Lineage: Eukaryota; Metazoa; Echinodermata; Asteroidea; Valvatida; Asterinidae. The transcript is spliced from 5 exons. The record is from RefSeq and is a predicted model, not a curated record. Gene Ontology annotation, cellular component: UDP-N-acetylglucosamine transferase complex. The coding region runs from base 92 to 763 and encodes 223 amino acids.
AAUAAACGUGGCGCGAACUUGUGUAUAAAACGUAUGCUGGUACAUUGGGAACACGACGAUUACUUCCCAUUUGGGGUCAAAGGUCAUCAAAAUGGCGGCCUCCAUGAGCGGAACAACGCUUGCUUUGGGAGGAGCAGUUUUCAUCGUGCUGUUACUUUUCCUGAGACUAGUAAUCAUUCUGAGGAGCCUCGGCAGAGGGAAGUUGAGUCGAGGAAGCAAUGGGACGAGAUUGAAAGUCUUGGUUAUCGCAGGAUCAGGGGGACACACAACUGAGAUUCUGAGGCUACUCGGCAGCCUCAGCGACGCUUACUCACCGAGGGUCUACGUCCUAGCAGACACGGAUAAGAUGAGCGAAGAGAAGAUUCGAACAUUCGAAGCCGGAAGGGAGAAGGACGGAAGAAAUUCUGAGUUCAGCCUGGAAAGAAUUCCCCGGAGUCGUGAAGUCAGGCAGUCCUACAUCACCAGCGUUGCCUCCACCCUGUAUGCUGCCCUCUACUCCUUCCCGUUAGUCUUCAGGCAUUCCCCAGACUUGAUUCUAUGCAAUGGCCCCGGAACAUGUAUACCCAUCUGUGCAGCUGGAUUUUCUAUGAGAUUACUGGGGCUGAAAGCAGUACAGCAAGUCUACGUGGAGAGCAUGUGCCGCGUCCAGACCGUGUCUCUGUCCGGUCAAAUCAUGUACUACUUUGCCGAUCAUCUCAUAGUGCAGUGGCAGAGUUUGAAGGAGAAAUAUCCAAAAGCUGUCUACCUAGGGCGGGUAGUUUGAUAAAUAGAUUGAUAUUGAUAACAAGGUUUUUAAAAAUUUGCCAAAGUUAUAAACCUUGCAAGUUUGGGUGCUUAUGCCUUUUUGCCAAUUUUGUUUUGCUAGAGCUUAUGUAUCACGCAAUGAAUACAUUUACAGAAAUAAUCAAACGGCCCCCUAACGAGGUGCCAUUAGUUGAUUUUGCAAACACACAUUUUUACCACCGUUCUUCUAGGGAAUCAUCAUGUCUUGGAAUUUUCUUAUUUGUAUGUACUUUUUUUUUCUUUCAGUACAGAAAUCUACUGUUGCUAUUCACAAAGUUUUGCCUUUGAACAGUGCCUUUGUGUUGGUCAGUCACAGUUGAAGGAAAUAGAUAAAUGUAAAUAUUAAAAAAAAAUGAACGAAAAAUUCAAAGUGGGAAUAUAAUGCAGGGAUAUUUUUGUCGAUGUGAGUGUUUUGGGCAGAAGUAGCUAAAAUAAAUUACUCCUUUUUAGUGGGUAGAGUGGAUUAAGUGUGAUCAUUUGUGAGUAGAAUAUUAUUAACGAUAUCAGCAAAAAAGUUAAAGGAAAGGCAAAGUAUUGACCCUCAUUUUGAUGUGUAGGUUGAUUGUUCGAAAAUUUGGGACCCUCAAUGCUGUGUAUAAGAGUCCCAAAACGUAAGGUACAAUAUUAAAAACAUGCAAUAAAAGAAAAUAGACUGGCACAUGAACAAUCAGUCCCAACACCCUUUUGGUACUGUAUCAGUCAACUGUAUCAAAAGAAACAUUUGGUACCAGUCUGUAUUUCUACACAUCUCUCCAUAGUCUGCCACCAGACUCCUGAAGAGGUCAGUCUUUUCCAAACAAUUGGACUUGCACCAGUCCCAUUCUUCGGCUUCAAAGUGAAAUCACUUGGCAUCACUCUCAGGUGCAAAAUGUCGAAGAAAAGUCUCCUUUAAUAAUUGAAUUGAGACUUCAAACUUGGCUGGUGAAAUACUGAGGACCUUGUAUUUGCCUCAUGAAAAUUGUGGAGAAUUUUGUCAGCUAAAGAGUGAGUAAAGUUGGCCCGAUUUUGUUUUGCAAGUUUUUCUGCACUUAAGGUCUGUGUGUGUGUUGAUGCUCUGAAUUAUUUCCCCCAUGUAUAUUUUAAAGUUGAUGCCUAUGGAGACAGGUGAAAGUAAAACUGAUUUUAUUCCGUCUA